This is a messenger RNA of Humulus lupulus (European hop), 1895 nucleotides long. RefSeq names its product E3 ubiquitin-protein ligase At4g11680-like. Bases 671 to 1768 code for a protein of 365 amino acids. The transcript has 5 exons. NCBI's taxonomy places the organism in Eukaryota, Viridiplantae, Streptophyta, Magnoliopsida, Rosales, Cannabaceae. The record is from RefSeq and is a predicted model, not a curated record.
AGCACAAUUUCUUUUUUGUAAAAUAACUAGUGUUUGAUUUUUCGUAAGUGCAAGUUCUCAUAUUAUCAGAUUAUUACCAUAUUGCGACCACUAUUAUUUCAUGAAUUUCAAAUUGACUUUGCUAAGUAUCGAAAUAGACACAAUGAAUGACCCCAAUGAUCAAGAUCUCAUGUGAUCUAAAAAAUAAAUAAAAAAAAUCUCAAUCAUCAAAUGAAUACUUACCAAAUAAGCAAAUCCAAUAUGAAUUUUAUCAUGUUAAUAAUAUAAUUACUAUUCCCACUUUUGAAACGCGUAGCCAAUGGAACUAAGCAUCCGCUUGCCCCCAUUAGUUUCCGUUUCCGUGAAUUCAAAUCUGCAAAAACAAAAGCAAAAGAACAAAAUAACAAUCGCCAUUUCCUUCCAAAAAAAAAAAAAAAAAACCGAAUUUAGCUCCAUUCUGACGUUUCAAAUUUUCAUCUAUACCCAAAAUGACCCGUUUUCAACUUCAAAUUUUUUUAAAUGUUCAAAUUUGUGUACGAUCAAGUUAAGAGAAAAGAACAGUCUUUCUUUAAUAUUUGAUCUCACUCUUUAAAACCAAAAUUCUUAUGAAUUUUUCUCAUAACAAUUUCACAAAAGCUACUUGGAGAUUUGAAUAGCCACCUUAACAGUAUUUAAUACUCCGGCCGAAGUCAUGGACCCUGCGCCGUUACUCGGAAGCUCCAUAGGCCACAACCUCAUCCGGAGUCGACGAGUCGUGCGCCGGACGCCGUUUUCACUGCGUCGAGCAGCUCGGAUUCUUCGGCGCGCGAGCGGGCGCCGAAUGAUGCUCCGAGAGUCGUCGGUUCAGGUUCGAGAGAACGCGGCGGAGGAGCUCGAACAGAGGCAAAGCGGGUGGGUUCACUCGAAAGCCAUAAUAUUGCUUGAUGUUUUGUGGAACUUCGCGUUUGUGGUUAGUGGUAUUGCUGUGCUGGGGCUGAGCCACGAAAAUCCUUCCGUGCCGUUGAGACUAUGGGUGGUCGGUUACAUAGUUCAGUGUCUUUUUCACAUUGCUUGCGUCUUUGCGGAGCACAUGUGGCAGCGGCGGCCCGUGGCGGAGGCGGAGGCGUUCGAGAGCAGUUGGGCUUGGGAAAGUGGUGGCAAUUGGAGUUCGAGUUCUGGGAGCGAUGUAGAAUAUGCAACUGAACAGAGUGAGGCCGAUGAUGAUUCCAGCAUUCCAAAGCAUCUGGAGUCUGCAAAUACAAUGUUUUCCUUUGCAUGGUGGGCUGUUGGAUUCUACUGGGUGACUGCUGGUGGUGAAAGUUUGACUCGUGAUUCACCUCAACUUUAUUGGCUUUGUAUUACAUUUCUAGCUUUUGAUAUGGUCUUUGUCAUUCUAUGUGUUGCCAUCGCGUGUCUCGUGGGUAUUGCCGUUUGCUGCUUUCUGCCCUGCAUAAUUGCAAUUUUAUAUGUUGUGUCGGAUCAGGAAGGAGCAACAGAGGAAGAAAUUGAUAAUUUGCCUAAAUUCAUAUUCCGCGUAAUGAGUGAUUCAGAGAAAGUUAAUGGCGAGAACAAAGAAUCUAUUCAAGGAGUAAUGGUCGAAUGCAACACGAAUUCACCCACUGAACGUCGACUUUCUCAGGAGGAUGCAGAAUGCUGUAUCUGCCUCUCGCCGUAUGACAAUGAAGCGGAAGUGAGGGAGCUUCCAUGCCGUCACCAUUUCCAUUGCAGUUGCAUAGACAAAUGGUUACACAUAAAUGCUAUAUGCCCUCUCUGCAAGUUCAACAUUUUGAACCCCAACAAUGAUGUAUAGCAAGUUAUGUACUUGGUUUCUGACUAAUAGAGCCUUUUUUUCCCUUUAUGUACUAUGAUAAGAAACAAUUUGUUUCCAAGUUUUUUUUCUUUUUCUUAUUUAGGUAAAUAUCAUUUCACUUAACAUA